AUGUCGAUGAAACGGUUCGGAAAAGCGGCUUAUCGCAUUGCGAAUGAGUUCGUCGCGCGCAGUGGAAGGAUUUCUAUAUUCCAGCGAAUCUUGCCACGCAUCUUCCCAGCUACACACAAUUUAGGUGUUCAUGUGGUUCUAAAAAGAUCCCCAUUCCCCCGUCAGAAUGCACUGAGAAUAGCCCGUCUUGUAACUCGCCAUGGUCGCUUCUUUCGUCCGUUCUCUUCUGUUAUAAUCGAAAGACAUCGAUUCCAAAAUAAAGAUGAUUGGAGGCACAAAUUAGAACCACUUCGAAAACAACAGUCGAAAUCUGUCGAUCUCGUGGAACGAAUCAAGCAGAUUUUCGGAAACUCGGUUCGAUAUAAUGAAGACUUGAAGAGCAGUGAAUGGCCUAAUAGGGUUGACUCUUACGAGUUUGGAGAGUUCCUCGGUCAAGGAUGCAACGCAGCAGUGUAUUCUGCCAAGUUGGCUAAUUCCGAUAUUGAGAUAUCGAACACCAAAUAUGGAGCUGGUUUCAACGAAGUCACAAACAUUCUUGCAGAAAUGCCUCCAGUCAGUAAAGUUAUUGAAAAGAAGUAUCCACUCGCAAUCAAAUUGAUGUUCAAUUUUGAACAUGACAGAGACGGAGACGCCCAUCUCUGGAGUUCGAUGGGAAAUGAACUGGCACCAUACCCAAAUGCCGCAAAGUUAUUGAACGGCCGCAUGGGAAACUUUAAGCCGCUUCCAGCCAAACAUCCAAAUGUAGUGAGAAUUCAAACAGCGUUCGUUGAUUCAUUAAAAGUUCUGCCCGAUGCUUUGGAACGAUAUCCUGACGCUCUACACACUGCUCGUUGGUAUGAGUCGAUUGCCUCUCAACCCAAAACGAUGUACGUAGUGAUGCGAAGAUAUCGACAGACCCUUCAUGACUACGUCUGGACACACCAUCGGAAUUAUUGGACUGGGCGAGUGAUGGUAGCUCAGCUUCUAGAAGCAUGCACGUAUCUUCACAAGCACAAAGUAUCUCAGAGAGAUAUGAAGAGUGAUAAUAUUCUGUUGGAAUAUGAUCUUGAUGACGAGAUUCCUCAGUUGGUCAUCGCUGAUUUUGGAUGUGCAUUGGCUUCGGAUGAUUGGACGGUCCUUUAUGAAAGUGAUGACGUCAGUCUUGGAGGUAAUACAAAAACAAGAGCACCAGAGAUUGCUACAGCUGUUCCUGGCAAAAACAAAAAAGUGAAUUUCGAAAUGGCUGACACCUGGGCAGCAGGAGGGUUGUCUUAUGAAAUACUGACUCGCUCGAACCCUUUCUACAAACAUCUAGACACUGCCACUUACGAAGAAUCACAAUUGCCAGCUCUACCUUCUCGUGUGAAUUUUGUUACCCGUGAUGUAAUUUUCGAUUUACUGAAAAGAAAUCCAAACGAGAGAGUCAAGCCAAAUACUGCUGCAAACGCUGUAAAUUUAUCACUUUUCCGGAUGGGAGAAGAUGUGAGACAAAUGAUGGAGAAAUGUGGAAUCUCUCAAAUGAGUACACUUUUGGCAGGAUCCACAAAAGUAUUGAGUCAGAAGUUCAACAGUCAUCUGGAUAAAGUUAUCAACUUGAUUACUGCCGAAACAAUAAUUUCCAACCUCGCACCACACUUGAUCAGUAGAGCAGAAAGGCAACUUCGUGCGACUUUUUUGUCCAGAAUGAAUCGUGAAGAUAUCUGGCAAAGUUUGAAGUAUUUCUUCCCUCCUGGAGUUCCACUGAAUACACCUGCCACGUCAUCCGACUGUUUUGAAUCAAUUUCCAGUUUGAUUUCUAGCUUAUCGAAUGGCUCUCAGGAUUUCGAAAUGCAGAAGCAACCAGCAAGAAACGGAUAUAACAAUGUGCCUAUUCUAUUACGACAUGUCAUUCGAACUAAUUCAGAUGGAAUCGAUGGAAUUGUACAUAGAUUUUAUAAAUAUCUGACACACAUAAAUUUUAGGUGCAUGAGCAGUCUUUACGUGCCAUUUGUUUUACGGCUCGAAGUGAGAGAUCCGUCGAAAAUUGUACAAUCGUUUAUGGACAAUUCAAACGCUGGAAGUGAGUCUCCGUUUGCUGGGGAACGAACGCGUCAACGACUUGUCAAAAAAGCAAACUCGCCACCGAAAAAAGACCAAAAGGUCGGAAAAGACGAUCCACCAACUGGAGUCAUGGCAAAUGAACCGUCUCACAACUAUCAUAAAGGUAAUCGUACAUACUCCGAAGUUGUUGUCGAGUCCCUCGAUGGAGAGAAACUAAUUGAUACGAGUUCUGUUGCUGGAACAUCAGAGAGAUCUGCUGGUGCAAGAUCUGGAUCUGAAGGGCCUUAUGAACAUGUGGCUUACUAUUCGGGGAAUCCACUCACCGAGAAGACCGAGGGAAUAAUGCAUUUUUACAAAUACAACGAUGAGAAACUCAUCCGAUCUGCUCAAUGUCGGAUGUUGUGUAUGUAUGCUGUUCCAGCACAAGUCGAAGUUCGCGAAAUAAUCUCGUUCAUGUGCAUUUCUCUAACAAUGAUCAGUAGCAUCAGGGUAGUCAGAGAUCCAUCCCCCAAUCAAUAUAUGCUGAUAAUCAAAUUCAAAGAACAUAAUGAUGCAGUUACAUUCUACGAAGAGUUUAACAACUGCGCAUUCAAUGACCUUGAAGAUCAUGUGUGUAAACUCUUCUUCGUCGACCGGAUUGAAUGUACAACAGCGGACAGUCUGUUAUCCUGUGAUGACUCUUCUAUAACCGAACUUCCUACUUGUGCCGUAUGCUUAGAACGUAUGGAUGACAGUGUCCUCGCCAUUUUAUGCAAUCACUCGUUUCACGCUAAUUGUCUGGAACAGUGGGCUGACAACACCUGUCCCGUUUGCAGAUAUGUCCAAUCUCCAGAAGUUGUUGCUGAGCAACGUUGCAGUGAUUGUGGGAUGAGUAACGAUCUGUGGAUCUGUCUAAUUUGUGGAAACAUUGGCUGCGGCAGAUAUGCAGAACAGCAUGCUCAAAGACACUGGGAGCUGACUUCGCAUACUUAUAGUUUGAAAGUAGGAGGUGAAAGAGUUUGGGACUACGCAGGAGACAACUAUGUUCAUCGGCUUAUUGAGAAUCAAGCAGACGGGAAGCUGGUUGAGGUUCAGCGUGAUAUGAAUGCGAGUAUGGACGAAAAAGGAGGCAAAGAUGAUAAACUAGAAGGAAUAAAGCUUGAAUAUACUCUUCUUCUCACUAGUCAACUCGAAGAUCAACGGAAGUAUUUUGAAGGUCAACGACAUGAUAUGGAGGAAACUAUGGCAAAAAUGGAGAAGAUGGCAUAUGCCCAAGUCGAGACUUUGGAACAUCAACUGAAUGAUCGCUCAGCGGAACUUAAGACUUUACGCGGAGAGAUGGAUGAAUCUAUAUCCGCUAGGCGAAUGGCAGAGAAGAAGGCAAAUCAGACUGUUGAGAAAGUCGCAAAGUUGACAAACGAUUUGAAUGAUGAACGCGAAAUCAAUGAGAUGCUGCGGAAAGAUCAGCAAGUGUGGAAAAGUCAAGUUGAGAAGCUCAUCGGGAGUCAGAAGACCGCUAGAGAAGAAUAUGAACAGAAAAUAAAUGACCUCCAGUCGCAAGUUAACGAUCUUCUUUUGCAUUUUGAGACUCAGAACAAGCUCAAAGAACAGUUGGAAGCAGGAACGGUAACUCAAGAGGAAAUAACCGAAAGCCAAGUAGGACUCGACACUUCAUCCUCCACCUCUUCGAAGAAACUGCGGAGGAAGAAGAAG
This is a messenger RNA of Caenorhabditis briggsae, 3711 nucleotides long. It is a transcript of the gene Cbr-pink-1, whose product is annotated as Protein CBR-PINK-1. Lineage: Eukaryota; Metazoa; Nematoda; Chromadorea; Rhabditida; Rhabditidae. Gene Ontology annotation, biological process: protein phosphorylation; Ras protein signal transduction; protein ubiquitination. Gene Ontology annotation, cellular component: cytoplasm. Gene Ontology annotation, molecular function: protein kinase activity; ATP binding; zinc ion binding. The transcript is spliced from 15 exons. The annotation marks the transcript as partial. The record is from RefSeq and is a predicted model, not a curated record.